Aegilops tauschii subsp. strangulata is the source of this 2478-nucleotide messenger RNA. The record is from RefSeq and is a predicted model, not a curated record. NCBI's taxonomy places the organism in Eukaryota, Viridiplantae, Streptophyta, Magnoliopsida, Poales, Poaceae.
AUGGAGGACGCCCGCAGCACGAGGGACAGCCCGAGCCACUCCACGCCAACAAUGGCGGCAGCAGGCUCGACGGCGAGCAUGAAGCUGUUCGUGGACGCGGGCGCGCGCCGCGUGGUGUUCGCGGAGGCCGGCAAGGACGUGGUCGACUUCCUCUUCUCCCUCCUGGCCCUGCCGCUGGGCCGGGCGGACCGGCUGCUCGUCCCGCUCGGCGGCGCGGGCGGCUCCGUCGGCAACCUCUACGCCAGCGUGGAGCGGCUGGACCCGGCGCACGUCCAGCCCGGCGCGGCCGACAAGAGGGCGCUCCUCUACCCCACCGUGCUCUCCCCGCCGGCGCGCGUCGAGCACAGCUUCCACCCGCGGAGGGAGCUCUACACCUGCCCUACGGGCAUCUACACCUUCGAUUGCGGCAGGAACGUGACGGACGAGAGGGGCACCAGGUGCCCGUCCUGCGGCGACGAGAUGACGCUGGAGGCGCGGUACGUGCCGCCGGCGCCCAGGUCCUCAUCGACGGCCGGCAACGGCGAGACGGGUGCGGCGGGCGCGCCAGAGGGGUUCGUCCGUGGCGACGCCGCGACGAGGUACAUCGUGACGGACGACCUCCAGGUCCACCCGUCGUCGGCCGGCGAGCUGGUCGCGCUGUGCCCGGCCCUCGGCGCCGCGGACGUCGGGCGCUGAGUGAAUUGCAGAAAACAUCGACAUUGAAGGGUUGCAGAAACCACAUUUUUAUAGUUUCGUGCCAAAAAAAACUAAUUCUAAGGCUAAUUUUUUGUAAAAAACACUAGUCGGCGGCUUAGACCGUUUUAAGCACGAUUAUGACAGGUGGGUCCCGCUGGACAGGGUUACGUGGCACGACAUAACAAAUUACAAAUGGACAUAAAAGAAGGGACUACGUUGUAAAAGAGCCUAAGAGGAUAAUAUUUUCUUUUUCAUUAAAAAAAGAGAGGAUAAGGUUCCAUCUCCUCCUCUCACUGUUGACUCAUGUCACGUGGGCCGGUGGAGCUUGAGCUCGCCGGUGUGCAAGCCACCCCGAGCAGCUCACCUAGAGCAUGGCCGCCGGCGCCUCUACUCAAGCCCACACGCGGUCGGCACGGCUUCUCUUGCUCGUUCCCGUCCCCGCUGCUGCUCGCGCACGGCGUCGCAGCACGCGCCCAUGCGUGGCCGGCGCGGCUGCUGCUGCUCACUCAUGGCGUCGCGGCACGCGCCCACACGCGGCCGGGGCGGCUGCUGCUGCUCGUUCCCAUUGCCGAUGCCGCCCGCCCACAGCGUCGCUACUCGCGCCCACGCGCGGCCGGCGCGGCUGCUGCUGCUUGCGGCCCGAGCCGGUGCUCGCGCCCACGCACGGCUGGCGCGGCUGCUGCUCGCGUCCGGCGCCGCCGGUGCUCGCUCCCGUGAGCGGCCGGGGUCUCUGCUGCUGCUCACUUCCCUCGCCGCUGCUGCUCGCGGCCGGCGCUGCUGCUGCAUAUGGCUGGUCGACAGGGAGGCACAGAGCUCCGCGGCUGCUCCAUGUCGUGCCCCACAUCGGCCUCCGCCGCCCCCGCCCGGCACUGUCGCCGGCGAAAGGAGCUGCUGCUCCGGCUUCUGCGGCCGGCCGCGCCCUGGGAGGGAGUGGCGGCCGGCCUCCACCACUGGAGAUGAAUGUCACGAGGACCCGAUUGCGUUUUUUUAGGGAUCUUUUUGUCAAACAAAAUUGUAUCGGGAUGUGAUUUGGCUUUUUUAUUUGCCACGUCACCCUGUCCAGCGGGACCCAGCUGUCAUAAUCAUGCUCAAAAUGGCCUAAGCCGUCGACUAGUGUUUUUUGCAAAAAAAUAGCCUCGGAAUUAGUGGUUUUUGGCACAAAACUGUAGAAGUGUAAUUUUUGCAAACCUCGUCUUCAAUGUCGAUGUUUUCUGCAAUUCACUCCGGGAGCUCGACGUGCAGCUUGGGUUGAAGGAGGUGGCUUAAUUACUACUGUUCCGUUUCCAUUUUCAUCUUGGAACUGAGCGAUGCAGGUCACGUGUUUGAUCUGAUGGUGCAACUGCAGGGCAAAGAGAUCCUCAAGGCCGUGAUGCUGCAGUCCAAGACCGUGCUCACCGACGUUUUCCGAGUAGCCGUACGCGACCUCAGCUCGUUCCCCGAAUUCACAUUCGCUGAUUGGCUUCCUGCAUUACAAGCAACGGAGGAAACUCUUGGGAGAGGAAGACAAGGAGAAGCAGACAUCAGAGCGGGCAGCGUCAUGAAACCUAGGAGAUAUUCAGAAAUGAACUCUCUGUAACAGCCAAGAGUUGUUCCAUGUCCGCAGCCACCAGCCCAGCCAACGUCAAGCGAAACCAUAGGAUCUGAAUGAGCCUGUGUGUGUGUGUGUGUGUGUGUGUGGCGUUCGGCCGUAACUUGUUUCUGAAUCUGUGUCGGGCGUGUGGACUGAAUUGUCGAUUUAACUUACUGCAAGCCGGAUGGCAAAGGACAGAAAAAGAAAUAGAAAGAAACUGAACUUGGCGCCUC